Molecule: messenger RNA, 1077 nt
Organism: Colletotrichum godetiae
Lineage: Eukaryota; Fungi; Ascomycota; Sordariomycetes; Glomerellales; Glomerellaceae
Exons: 2
Source: RefSeq, a predicted model, not a curated record
AUUAGAGGCAUUAUCGAUGGACCAAACUAUCAGUCAAUCCGAGAUCAUUUGAACUUAUCAACAGACCAGCUCAAACAAACACUCUUCCAACUGGAAUAUCCUCAAGCCUAUGGACAAUACACUGUUCACUGCACAGAUGGAAGGCAUCGUGUUGAAGCAGCCAAACAUCUCUACGGUAACCAAGCAACCUGGACCGUACGGCUUCAUUUCUUCCCUCAUGAACCAAAGGAGCACGCGACUGAGACGCUGUACUCAGAUGGCGAAAUCUGUCGCAAUGCAAUCAUACAUUUCACACAGAGAAGAUACACGCUAUCGAGGGGUUGGGAAAGGGUCUUGUCUAAUUCCAAACAGAAAUGCCUCGCGGCUCUAUUAGGCCAUACUGAGAUUAUGGACGCAGUCAGCUUGCUACUUCCGUUCGCAGGACUAUGGCCAGGUUUACAAUUAGGCAAUUGGCUCAAACAUCUAGCAACCCGUUGCGACGAAUUGAUUAUCAUGUAUUGGCAUCACAUUCAUAAAAUUUGGAACACCAUCCUUGGAGGCCGCGAAGACCUUAAACAACUUCUCGAUGUCACAACUGUCCGCAAGCUUCAAUGCCGCGCUCCCGGCGCCAGCAAAGCAGACCGCACCGAGAUCAAACGAUCCAUGCUCGACGGAUCACUAUUUCGUCAUGUAACGUCGCCGAGCGACCGUGAGAUGAUUCGAAGAAAUGUGCUAGAGGUCACAACAAUCAUUCCAAGCAUUGAAUCAUUCCACAACAACAUGAUUUACAUAAGCAUUGGAGCCAAGAUAUUGAAAACGCACUUGAGUUUAGGCAAGACGCAGCUAGAUACUGAGCCACCAUACAAAAAUAACAAGAACCCUUUGUUCUUUGCUGAUGUCAAUAUUCGCCGAGGGACAUUGUUCAAAGAUUGCCUAGCUUGCUUCAACAAUCACCAACGUCCCAUCUUUCAAGUCACUGAGACAGAAUUUCAACCAUAUGAAGGGCGGGUUUCGCCGCCCUUGGCCUACUUGGAACUUUUUGUCGCGGCUCUGAGGAACUUUUAUCCUACUCUUUCUUCGGACUCGCCUUUGCGGGAU